AUGUCUAGAAGAGUCGUUGGAAAUCAAGUUAUUUUGGGAAUUAACGCUGUUUCAAUUGCGAUUGGGGUGUAUGGGGCAUCCCGGAUUUUCCUGCUUGAGUUGUCGGAUGAUUUGAAGGGGGCAGGCCAUUACCAGUUUCUUACAAACUUGUCGUUAAUAUAUUCGCUUGGGGUUUUUGGGUUAGGGUUUUUCGCCCAUUUAACCAGAUCAGAGAGUUUGUAUGAUCUUAAGAAUCUUCUUCAUCCGAUUGGGUUGGCGUUGGAAACAAUUGUGGCAAUGGUGUACUGGCCGUUGCGGUUAUUUUGCUUGCAUUUGCUAACCCCUGACCCGGAAAAUUUUAAGAUCCCUUUGAAGCUUGAUUUAUCUGUGCAUUUAAUGCCGGUAGUGUCGUUGCUUAUUGAUUAUUUAGUAUUUAUGCCACGGUGGACGAUUAAAAGCAAUACGGUGUUGUUGUUGAUUACGGCGCUUUCCACGGGCUACUGGUGUUUGUUAAAGUAUUUAGUGGAUACUGAAAAUGGCGGAAGGUAUCCUUAUGCGUUUAUGGAUAUGGAAGAUGAUGGGUUAAGAGCACUUGUGUUUGUGGCUGUGGGUUUGGUUGCAUUUUUACAGUUUCAUUUUAUGAGAAGUAUCUACGACUUUGUUGUGAAGAAGACCGAGAACGUGGAUGUAGAAAUUGAUAGAAAGCUAGAUUAG
Molecule: messenger RNA, 693 nt
Organism: Candida dubliniensis CD36
Lineage: Eukaryota; Fungi; Ascomycota; Pichiomycetes; Serinales; Debaryomycetaceae
Exons: 1
Coding region: 1-693 (230 amino acids)
Cellular component (GO): endomembrane system; membrane
Source: RefSeq, a predicted model, not a curated record